UUUUUAAAAACAUGUUUUACUAAAUAAACGGUGUUUUUCAUUUAUAUUCUGUUUCUCACUCAAAAAAAUAUAUAAUUUUUCUACAAGAGAAGUCGACGAUGAUCAUUUAAUAUCGAUUUUUACAACUCGAGCUCUAAAUCGAGGUUCCAAAUUAUCGAAUACGGUACUGUGCUUAGGUUUGGGUCACUAGCACAUGGCCAGACACGGCACGCUGGAUAUCUCAUUGGGCAUGCGCAAUACGCCCCACGAAAACACGCAUAUUAGUGGAGAGGCAUUAUCCGCCUUAAUUAAUUGCAAUUCUUUGCCGUAAUCAUACAUACUUCCGAUGCAUACGAUAGCUAUUGGGCAUAUCCAUCCAAAACAGAAAGAAAACGUUUUUUAAAGCAAAAUUAGAGAAUAUGAAGUGCGUUAAAAAUGUUGCGGGAUAGCAUCGUUUUUCCCCAGACGGACGGCAGCGCCAAACGGUGGCGCGGCCACUUCGCUAAGCUCGUCUUGCCGCCCACUUCUCUGCGCGACGUCACAUCAGUUGAUCGAGGUGAGCAUUGGAAGUUUGGUGUGUGUCUGCGAACCGUUGUCAUUUCACAGGUCAAACUUGAGUAUUGUGUCAAAUAAAGCGAAAACGUCGUUCACAAGGCUGUAAUCAAGGAGGUUCCUUGUUUUCGUGGGUGACUGCCAGGAUGUGUCAGACUACAGCAACUUCUAGUACCACUUAUGGAACCAAUAAGAGUUGCUGGGAGUCAAAAUGGGACAUGCUAUUCGACAAAAACUGCAAGCAAUGGAUAUCUUUCAACCCAGCCUUCGGGUUGCCGUGUUAUCCGUGCUAUUCGUGCAAAAACCUAUUUUCCACGAAAAGAUCCCUUCUGGACCACAUAAAUCGCCGCGCGGUCGUCUUCAAAUACAGCUGCCCCGGUUGCGCGAACACUCAAACGUUUUACAACCGCUGUUCUUUGUUGAUGCACGCGCGCACGCACUACACGAUGCACGAAGGCUCGCUAAACUUGUCGCACGUCGAAAUCGCGCCGCUACCUUUGAAUCUCGCGGGCUUCUUUCCCCAUAAAGACAUCCCGCUGUUGUACGACGACGUGGAAGUCGACGUUGCCGAUAAUUUGUACCUCAACACGCAGUUUUACUAUCCGAGUUGUGCCGAACGCGGCAAAGAGGUGGUUACUAUGCAUCCGGUUGAGUUGUAUUUUUCUCCCGAUGAGUCUAGUAGGCAAUUCACGUUGGCGUUGAAGCAGAACUCUUCGAACGUGCCUCGUUGCAUUUUCAUCGACAUCGAGCAGCAAAAGCAGAUCAAAGAUUUGUUUUUGAACGAUGUUCACUUGACGCGUAUCAAAGAGGAAGUUGUGGAUGAAAGUUACACGAUUCCGGUGAUAUCUAGGGUGGAGUCUUUAAGUCAAAACGACCCACUGGAGAUGGGCGCCAAUAUUGACAACGGUCGGACUUCACCCGAACCGAUGAUAAAAACGCACGAGGUGAUAAACCUCCCGAAAUGCCCCGAGUGCCAUCAACCGCAAAAAAUACCGAUGAACGAGCACUUUAUCGGCAACAACGUCCCUUUGAAGGAAGACUUGAAAUGCCAGGUGUGCAAAUUCGUGGCGUCCACUAAGUGUUCUCUACGCGCGCAUCUUCGUAUACACGACUACUUGGCGCCGUUUAUUUGCCCCGAGUGCGGUAAAGAGUUCGCGAAUUUCAACGACUUGGGUAUGCAUAUGGACGACCAAUGCUUUCACCUGGCGAAAGGCAUACGUUUUAGGUGUCCAGGGAAAAAAUGCGGCAAAUUAUUCGCAUUAACGCAGACCUACGCGGCGCAUUUUGAAGUGCACAUGCAGAGCGUUAUGAAGUGCUCCUCGUGUAAAGGUGUCUUUCAGGAGGAUGACUUCGCGUUGCACAAAUUGUCGCACGCAGAGCCGUGUUUUCUUCUCAAACACUACAGGUGCACCGUGUGCACUGAAUACACCGGUACUUUCACUGAAAACAACGCCAAACUGCACAUACAAAUGCACACGAAAGAUAGAGAGAGAUGCAUGUACGUGUACACCUGUAGGAAUUGUAGGAGUUACUUUAGAUCUACUACAACCUACUCGACGCAUAUGGCGAAGUGCACGAAGAAUAGCCACCUUAACGGGGCGCAACCGAAAAAAAGCACCGAGUCGGUUAAAUACGUGCACAAUAACUGCCGGUUGUGCAACAUCGUGGUUGUAUCAAAAGAGAACAACCCGGCGUUUCUCUGUUCUAAAUGCCGCACUCUAAACCACGACAAAACUCAGUGCAAGAACUGCAAAGAGCUUAUAGUCUACCGCGAAGGUAACCCAGCCCCGCAUUGCUCCAAAUGCGGGAUGACGCAAGUCAUCGAAAUCCCCAAGAAGGAUAAAAAAUAUUACUGCAUCCUCUGCAAUCAGCAACUCUUAAAACACGAGAAAGCCACUCACAUGAGGCAAUGCAAAUUCUCCCGACCGGUGGUGGUGAUGGAUAAGAUAAAAGCCGAGCCUUCGGAGGAAUCCGGCGAGGAAUCAGCCACGGAUUGUCCGCCAAGUGAAUCAAUGUUCCGCCCCUGCGAUUCGGAGAACGAUGAAGAACCCAACGCUAAAAAACGCAAACGCGUUUAUCGCUGUCGCUUGUGUUACCACAAGGAAACUGAGCGGGCGCCAUUCCACGCUCACAUAAUCAAACACCGCGACGUGCAAACCUCGUAUCAGUGCAUGGAAUGCGGUGAAUGCUUCGUCGUUAAACCCUCCCUAGAGAAGCACUUGAUGCACUAUCACCACAUCCUCGACACGGAUAACUACCUGAGCGACAACGAUUGUUUCGAUAAAAAGGCCCUCGAAGAUUUGUCGGAAAAUAUGAAACUCACGCCCGGCGAGUGCAAAGACGUCAAGGAGAACCAGUGCCGCGUUUGCAGGGAACAGUUUCCGGAUGAAGCCACUCACGAUAAACAUUUCAGGACGCACGGGAUGGCUUUCCUCAUGAAAAAAACCGCCACUUAGUUUUAUUCAGUUUUGUAUACCUGUAUUGUUUUUGUUUGUUUAAUAAAUACGUUAUUUUUUAUAUAAAGCAGCUCUAUUUAAUCAAUUAAGGUAGUAUACACAUUAGGGUGAUCAAAAAAAUCGAAUAUUUGAUGUUUUUAAUUGAUUAGGUACUCAGAAGAUAUUCGUAUCAGUGCGCAUUGAGAUUCGG
Messenger RNA from Brassicogethes aeneus, 3177 nucleotides. Lineage: Eukaryota; Metazoa; Arthropoda; Insecta; Coleoptera; Nitidulidae. The record is from the annotation of a GenBank genome assembly.